CAAAAUCAUUACUCGCUAAGAUUAUUUACGACAAAUAUGUUCUAAAAGCUUAACAGUACAAACAGAAAAUUUUUUUUCGUUUAGUGUUAAAUUAAUUAAUUUUGUUGGAAUUAUUUUUAAUUUAAACCUUUUUUUUUAGUAAAUAUUUUUUUCAAUUUUGAUAAAAAUUUGAUUUGUUUUUAUUAUAAAAAUAAUGGAGAAAGUAAAAAGUUCAAUACCCGGUCUUGGCUAUCCAUCGGGACGAGAUGAUCCUAUAAAGUCUGGUCAAGGUUUUAUUGAAGGUAGAAUAAGAGACGAUGGCGCUGAGGGACUUUGGAGAAUUGGAAAUGGACUUUACGAUUUGACAGAUUGGGAAAAAUUUCAUCCAGGAGGUUCUGAGUGGAUUAAUCUUACAAAGGGAACCGAUAUUACCGAAGCUUUCGAGGUACACCAUUUGACUGAAAAACCACAAAGAAUAAUGCCAAGAUUCUAUGUUCGCGAUGCCAAUUCACCACGAUCAAUUCCAUUUACAUUUGCCGACAAUGGAUUUUACAGAAAAUUCAAAAAAAGAGUACAAAUCGCUCUCAAAGAUGUAGAUUUUCAAAAUCCAUCAAAAUCGUCAAAUUUAAUGACAGAUACACUUUUUAUUUUGACAUUAAUCUCAUCGAUGAUUGCAGCGGCUACAAAUUUUUCAUUGGCAUUCGCGAUAAGCGGAAUAUUUUUAGCGUGGACAACAAUAGCUGCACAUAAUUAUCUUCACAUGAAACAUCAUUUUAGAAUGUAUUAUUUUGAUUUGAGUUUAAUGUCAAGUAAAGAAUGGCGUAUAACACAUGCACUUUGUCAUCAUCUUUAUCCAAAUACAAUUUGGGAUCAGGAGAUUUAUGCAUUUGAACCAUUAGUAAAUUGGUUACCAAAGCAAAAGCCUGUGUUAAAAAGAAUUAUUGGUGUUAUUAUCACACCUUUCAUUAUCAUGUUGGGAUUUCUAAAAGAGGGAAUUAAAAGGUACUACUUGGUUUACAAAGUAUGGAAAAAAUUCGAAUUUAGAGAUUUAGUGCCACUUUUUUUGCCACUAUUAUUAUGUUUUGUUGCACCAAAUCCAAUAUCAGCUAUUAAAAGUUGGAUGAUUAUUAUUUUUUGUGGUAGUUUUGUUUUCUUUUGCAUUGGAAUAAAUGCUGCGCAUCAUCAUCCUGAUAUUUUUCACGAUGGUGAUAUUUACAGAAAAGACCUCGAUUGGGGACUAUUGACAAUUGACACUGUUCGUGGAAGAGAUAUAAUUGAUGAAUCAUCAUUUUUGACAUUGACAAAUUUUGGUGCACAUAUUCUACAUCAUUUAUUGCCAACAGUUGAUCAUGCAUAUUUACCACUUUGUCAGAAAGCAUUUAACGAUACUUGUAAAGAAUUUAAUAUUAAUAGUACUGAUAAAUUUAAUUCAUUGGAAUUAAUAAAGGGACAAUUUCUUCAACAAAUACGAUUGGAGAAAGUUGACAAUUGUAGAAUGUAAAAAAAGUAUUGGAAAAAAAAAUAAAAAUUUCUUGUUAAGGAAAAAUAAAAUUUUUUAAAAAAUUUUUAA
Leptopilina boulardi is the source of this 1549-nucleotide messenger RNA. RefSeq names its product cytochrome b5-related protein-like. The record is from RefSeq and is a predicted model, not a curated record. Bases 194 to 1480 code for a protein of 428 amino acids. Gene Ontology annotation, biological process: lipid metabolic process. Gene Ontology annotation, cellular component: mitochondrion. The transcript has 5 exons. Lineage: Eukaryota; Metazoa; Arthropoda; Insecta; Hymenoptera; Figitidae.